AAAGAAAAAUAAAUGCUCGUUAUAGACUAUAGUCCUCUUGCGUUCCCCAACCCUAAAGAGAAUUAAAUGCAGCAGCUGGAAUACUCACCCACCCAUCCUUCCCAAAAAAAAAUCUCACCCCUAAUUCCCCUCUUUUUUUCACCCUCACAAAUGGCUAAUAAAUCUCUUCUUCCUCUUCCUUUCCUCUCCCAAUGUCCACCUCCACUUACACCAGCAUCACUCCCCCAACUACCACAAACUACCUCACCAACCUCGGCCUCGGCUACGCCAUCGCCAUCGCUCUCGGCUUCCUCGUACUACUCUCUGCUCUCCUCCUCUCCUCCUACCUCUGCUGCCGUGUCUCUCGCUCUCGCCGCUCUCAAAACCACCACAACAAUAGCAACAACAACAACAACACCAACAACAUCAACGAAGAAGGUAUUAUUGUCCCUCGCAUAAUCUUUGUCGCCGAGGAUGAAGACGAAGACCAACGCGACGAUGAAAACGCCGUCGUUGGGCUCGACCAGAAUGUAAUUAAUUCGUACCCCAAGUUUCAGUACACUAGGAGUGUUGGCGGUAAUAGUAAUAACACGACGUGUUCGAUCUGUUUGUGCGAGUACAAGGAAGCCGAGAUGCUGAGGAUGAUGCCUGAGUGUCGCCACUACUUUCACUUGCUGUGCAUCGAUGCUUGGUUGAAGCUAAAUGGGUCGUGCCCGGUUUGUCGAAACUCGCCGCUGCCAACGCCGCUGUCGACGCCGCUUUCUGAAGUCGUGCCGCUGUCGCAGUACGCCGCGGAUCGGAGGCGGAGGAGGUGAUGGAUUUUAGGUUGCUUUCAUUUGGGUGUUGGGUGGAUUGGGGUUUUGUUUUGUUUUGUUUUGUUUUGUGUGUUAUUGGACUUUGGAUGGUUGUUUGUGGGGGGUAAAUGUAUAUUUUUUGGGUAGGUAGGAGUAUUGGGUUUUGAUCAAAAUUUCUGUUUCUUUUUUUUUUUUUUAAUUUAUUUAUUAAAUUGUUAUGGUUUUCGGUUAAAUUAGAGAGGGAAAUGGAAAAUUCAUAAACUCGUGACUAUCUUUAAUCUAAUGGAACAGUUGGGGUGUUAGUGCUUCGCAUGGGUGUUUGAGUUCUGGAAUUUAACCAAAUUGCUUGGGUUGUAAACUUACAAGACAUGUUUGAUUCAGUAUUAGUGAUUGUCUGUGACAAUUGCGGAGUAUGGAGUUCCUGUUUGAUUUUGAAUUAGUGAGAAUUGCGACAAAUUGUUUGUUACAUUA
Quercus lobata is the source of this 1244-nucleotide messenger RNA. Its product is annotated as RING-H2 finger protein ATL68-like. The record is from RefSeq and is a predicted model, not a curated record. Gene Ontology annotation, molecular function: transferase activity. The coding region runs from base 192 to 794 and encodes 200 amino acids. The transcript has a single exon. NCBI's taxonomy places the organism in Eukaryota, Viridiplantae, Streptophyta, Magnoliopsida, Fagales, Fagaceae. Gene Ontology annotation, biological process: protein ubiquitination.